AUGCGCCCGGGGAAUCACGAUUUCAGCUCCUCGGACAGCGAGCUGGAUGAGAACAUUGAGGUGGAGAAGGAGAAGAGCGCGGAUGAAAACGGGAAUUUGAGUUCCCCCCUCGGGUCCAUGUCUCCCACAACCUCGACCCAGGUGCAGGCUCGGAAGCGGCGUCGCGGAAUCAUUGAAAAAAGGCGACGUGACAGAAUCAACAACAGCCUGACGGAGCUGAGGAGACUCGUUCCGAGCGCUUUCGAGAAACAGGGCUCUGCCAAACUGGAGAAAGCUGAAAUUUUGCAGAUGACUGUGGACCACCUGAAGAUGCUCCAUGCCGCCGGAGGCAAAGGUUAUUUUGACGCCCAUGCCUUAGCAAUGGACAACCGCGGCUUGGGUUUCAGGGAGUGUCUGGCUGAGACCGCCCGAUACCUGAGCAUCAUCGAGGGCUUGGACAGCUCCGAUCCUCUGCGGAUCCGCUUGGUUUCCCACCUCAACAACUACGCCAGUCAGAGGGAGGCGCAGACCAGCCUGGGUCACAUGGCCUGGGGCUCUGCGUUCGGCUCACCUCCGCCCCACCUGGCCCACCCCCUGCUUCUGCAGCACCAACAGGGGGUGCCGAUGGCAGCCUUACCCCGCAGCGCCACCAGCAGCCCGCCGACCCCUUCAUCGUCGUCGUCAACGACCCCUUCUUCCUCCUCUUCGUCGUCAUCCUCGUCGGCGCUCGCAGAGACGCCCCACAUUCCAGCCAGGCGUAGCGGCAGCACCACGCCCCACUCGGACCAGGGCCCCGAUCCGGGUCCCCCCAACGACCGUGGCCCCACCACUGUCCUGCACCCGGGCCUGGUCCCCUCGUCGGCGUCCAAGCUCCCCCCCCCUCUCCUCUCCUCCCUCUCAGCCUUCCCCUUCCCUUUCAGCGCCUUCCCACUCAUCUCCCCCCGCCGCCGCUGCCGCUCACCCCCACAGCCCCCUGCGUCCAGCGUGGGGAAACCCUACAGACCCUGGGGGAUGGAAAUAGGGGCUUUUCUGAGUGAAGCGAAACCCCCGGUGACAUUCUGCCAGACUGAACUCACAAACCCAGCUGAGCUGGACUUUCACGGACAAAUGCUUUUUUUUUUUCCUUUUGAUAUUGACAUCCUAUAGGGGAUCUAGCUAUAGGAUUUGUAUUUUCUCAAUAACGUAUUGUGUUUUGUAUAGAAAAAAAAAGACAGUGUGGACAGAGACGAGGACUUUUAAAAAAGCAACAAGAGUGAUUUAUUGUGUUGAUUGAUCUCCGUGUCCCCGCCCACACCCUUUAAGAAGUUUUCCCCCACUGUUGUCAGCCGAUCGGGGGAUGUUUUUUUCCAGAUGGCCAAGCAGUCGCAUGUCGAACUGUCCCGCCUUUAUUCUCCCACUGAGCUGAAACACACUGUACUGGUAGCAGAGAGACAGACGAGAGAGAGAGAGACAGGCGUGAAAGAAGGCCAUGAGGUGGUUGAGGGUCACCCCUUUUUACAGCAUUUUAUGGGGUGGAAUAACCGAAACCAGGUGUUUGCUUGACAAAAAAAGUACUGGGAACAGAAGUUUAGCCACCAGCUUGGUUUAACGUAAGCCGGGGCCCCCAAUUCGCCCACAGCCACUUUGUGUUUGUAUGGUCCCCCAUUGUUUUAGCUUCGCAUCCUCAAUUUAUAUCUCUUUUUCACAGCACGAUUUGUCAGAGGUCAUUUAACUCGGUGACACGGCCGAGGGUAUCACACAUGUCGUAGCGGCAGGUUUCUCCUCCGGUUCCUUCGCAUUCUGAAAAUUGGGCAGUUUUUUACGCCAUAGGUUCGUAGUAAAGUUAGCUACAUCAUCGCUUGGUGGUUAUCUAGAUAGAGGAAGUUCAGAAUCUGUGUUUUGUUACCUCUGGAGAUGCACCACCUCUUCACCACCCUCCAUCGCAUCAUUUUCUAGAAGGAAUCACAGAUUCCCCCCCCCCCCCCCGCUCCUCCCAUCUUCACCUCUCGCCUCUCCGCCGUGGGUUUAGAUGACUUGGUGGGAUCACUCUUUCCUGAAUCUGCUUCAUGCUCAUUCGAAAGCAUCACAUUUUGUGCUUCGUUACAAAAAAAUAAAAGCAAGCCACCGCAAGUCAACGAAUGUGAUGACUCAGCUUUUCAGAGUUGUUGAUGAUGUUUAAUGAUGACGACUUCUCCAUAAUAAAAGAGCGCUGAUGAACUGCGGCUUGGGUCCUGCCUACGUUUAUGAGUGUGUGUUUGCACUCGUCUCAGCCUGUGUUAGUGAGUGUGUGUGUGUGCGUGCGUGCGUGCGUGCGUGUGCGCCUACACCCAUCCGAUGCUGCGGCUUGUUCUAUGGGCAGGCCUCUGUGUGUGCACAGGAAACCAUUAACGAGGAGGGGUUAUCCCGGACAAUAGCGACCCCCACCGGCCCCAUGCGCUGCGUGGGAACCGGCAGAGGAGGACAGACGAGGAGCCGGAGGAAGACAGGGGAACUGAUGAGAGAGAGAGAGAGAGAGAGGGAGAAAGAAAGAGUAGAAUAGAAUACGGAAAGUAGCCGAGGUUGGAGAAAGAUGGAGAAAAGGGAGACCAGGAAAACUGAAGGAAGGGGGUAUUUAAAUGACAGAGGGGGGGGGGGUAUGAGAAAGUCCCUUUGCCAUCGUUUCAAGUUUGUACCAGUUGCAAAUUAUCCUCCAUUAUCUUUCUAUCGUCUCGCUCCCUCUCUCCGUCUCCUCUCCUCUCUCUCUCUGGCUACUAUCUCCUUCUCAUUUCAUCUGCCGUUCAUGCCCUUUAACCAUUUGCUGUUAACAGCGGAGGGCCAGAGCGAUGAAGGCUUCAUGCAAACCAAAACAACAAGAUCAGGAACAAAUUACAACAAAUUAUCCUAACUUUUCCUCGUUAGGGUUCCCGUCUGGCAUCAGAGAGUAGUGAGCAUAUCGUAUUAGUACUGUGUGAAGUACUAAUAGCACUACAUCUGCUACGCAGUACUCAUAUAUGAAGUAGCAGUGAUAGUACAUGCACGUAUCAGUACAACAGAUGUGUUAUUUUCACAGGAGUGCGUGUCAGGUGCAGGUAGAAGAAGAGCAGAUGCUGAUAAUCAAAGUAUUUAAAUAAGUCAGCACACAAUAGUAAUCACUGACACCAAUGGCAAUAUUAGAUGGUUCAUUCUUAAAUGGCCUCUAGAGACCAUUUAAAGAUACAAGCAGGCCUAGAAGAGGAAGGUUUUUCAGGUCGCAGGACUUCUGAGUACUGACAACUUAUCAUUUGUCUCCCUCUAUUGGUGAUAUAUAGUACUGCAUGCAAGGAGCGUCAAAGGUCAAUAUCAGUAGGCAAUAAUUAUGUUGUUCUGGUGUUUAAACGGAGUUUAAUAAAGAUGCUUUAUCAUAAGUAUGUUGUGUCAAAUCGGUAUAUGUAAAAAGGAAAACUUCUCCAUGUUAUUUCCAAUUAUUUGGGUCCCAGGGAAACAUACACACGUCAUUUCAACAAUACUGAGACUUUUGAAGGCAGACCAAGUGAUUCACUGUUAAGUCAAAUAACGAUCUUGUAAACAAAACAAACACACAAAAAAACACUCAAAGCCGAUUUCAUUCACUGAACCCCAAAUCUUUAUUAACCACUGCUUGCUCACAAAGAUAUUAUGUGGAGAGGGAAAAAACACACAGAUGGGAGGAGAGAGAAAGAGAAAGGCAGGUAGGCAGGUGGGUGGAGUCAAUGUAGGACUCUGUGACGUAUUUCUGAGGUCAUCAGUGUGCGAAGUAUUUCGAGUUAUCAUCUACUGUCGUGGAGUUGGUUCCUAUUUUACCAGAGUAGUAGCACAUGGCACGAACAUGUCUACCCAGCCUUCCCUAAAUUACAUACACACACACUCACACACACCUGUAGGCCUGCUGUAUAAUAUGUGAUGAACAGAUCACUGACGUAGGUUUAAUCACCCCCUGGUUACACACUGUAUGAAUAUGCAAAUACACUUACAUGGACCCUUGCAGUUGGCAAUAUUGUGUUUAUGUGUCAUUGUCUCAGCUGUAUCAAUUAUGGCUUUCGCACCUCUCAGAUUUACCUCAGCAUGUUUUGUUUUCUGCGUUUUUCAGUGAAGUGUGGUCGUAUGCUAGAAUAGAGCUUGUUGCGAGCUGGCGAGUUCGGUCCCUGCAGCAUCGGGCAUUUCUCUCACGCUCUGGCUCAAGGUCUCGGGGGUGGCAGAUCCGCGCGAGCUCAUUUGAAAGCGAUGGAUGCUAUGGAUGCUGAUGCUGAGCACUACUCUAGCCUUCACGAGAUGGAGAAUGGUGCCAACUUGUUCGGAAACCCUUCCCUUUUCUUUCUCUUUCUCGAUUCGCUAAUUUCGCCAUGUCAGCAAGCGGGAACUCCAACGCGGGGUCUCUACUUUUCCACGUGACUUGUAACGACGGCCUGUAUCCGUAGCAUUCUUAGACUCUACCUUCACUCUUUUUUCUUUCUUUCUUUCUUUUUUUUUUUUGGUGACGUGCGUUCAUAAUUGAUUGACAUGUGAUCGGAAAACUUGUUUUUUUUUUCUGCCGGCUAACGUCCGAGGCCCCGCCAUUCUGUUCCGGGAAGGUGACGUGAGCUCUAAGGGUGCCACACUGGGCAGAAUUCAGCGCGCCCCAUCUGAGCUGUGUCGUUGUUUUGUGUUGUUUUUGUUUUUUUGUUUGUUUGUUUGCUGAAUUGCUGCCAGUGUGGGAAAGCACGUGUGGGUGGGCGGUGUGUACGCUUGCAUGUAUGUCGUGGGGUGCGUGUCAAGACAGAGGGGGAGAGGGGGAGAUUUGGGCUGUGGUCGGAGACUGAGAGAGAGAGGUUAAGAAAUAGGCUCAUUUUAAAUGCUAUUGUAUUCUUCCUGCAGGCGCGGUCACCUCUGUCUCCCCCUUGUGGCCGCUUGCAUUUUCCACACCGACACGGAAAACGGACGUAGGCUGCAUGCUUGCUCCCUUCCCCUCUGCCCUCCUUAGUGUACACCCUAAGAAGUAGGUGUGUGUGUGUGUGUCCUUGAACGGUUGUUACAGAGGCGGUCGCGGGAUUUCCCUCUAAAACCCGAUGCGGAUCCGGUUCGUGUUAUCGGGACGACAGGUAGCGCGCACUUUGGAGGGAAGGAGGGAAUGGAA
Lampris incognitus (smalleye Pacific opah) is the source of this 5065-nucleotide messenger RNA. It is a transcript of the gene hey1, whose product is annotated as hes-related family bHLH transcription factor with YRPW motif 1. Gene Ontology annotation, cellular component: nucleus. NCBI's taxonomy places the organism in Eukaryota, Metazoa, Chordata, Actinopteri, Lampriformes, Lampridae. Gene Ontology annotation, molecular function: DNA-binding transcription factor activity, RNA polymerase II-specific; protein dimerization activity; RNA polymerase II cis-regulatory region sequence-specific DNA binding. Gene Ontology annotation, biological process: regulation of transcription by RNA polymerase II; circulatory system development; regulation of neurogenesis. The record is from RefSeq and is a predicted model, not a curated record.